AUUUACCUGAAUAAUUAAUUAGUAAAUCAGUGAUUAGUGAUAAAGUGAUACAAAUUGACAUUCAAAUGGAAAACUUUUCGUGAUAAGUUGUUGAUAUUUAGUGUCACGAUUAAUUGUACUCUUUUAAUAUGUUAAUUCAAUUCAACCCAUGGAAAUAUUAAGAGAAUCAGUAAACAAAAGAAAGACAAAGAGAUCGAGAAAGAGAGAGAAAAAAUUAUAAAAGUUCGAAAGAAAAGUAAGAGAAAUAAAAAAAUAAACGAAAGAAAAUGAGUAACAUUUGUUAUUUGUCGAUUCGAAACUCGAAGAGUCGUCUCAUUGUAGUUAAACCUGAUUAUCGAUCUGAAUCGAGUUUCCAUCAAUUGUUUGUCAUGAUAAAGAAAAGAAACUAGAAGAACCUUGCGUCGAAUUUCCUUCUCUUCGAAUUUUCCUCAGAAACAUUUUCAUUCUCAUUUCCUUUCGGGUUAAACUGAUUUAACCAGAAUUUCGUCUUUUUUUUACCUGUUUACCCUAAAUUCUGAUAAUAAAUAAGACAAAUAUCAUAUCCUCCCAACGUAUUCAUCUCGAUUGACUUGAUCGGUUAAUCUCCUUCUCUCUUUAUCCUUCCUUGUAUUUCUUAAUCAACUGAAUAAAAUUAUUUUUCUUCUCAAUUAAUUUCCAAUUGAUCAUAGACAAACAAUCAGUGUUCAAUAUAUUAAUUCAGUGUAAAAGUCUCUUUCUUUAUCUCUUUCUUUCUUGUCUUCUGUGUCUCUUUCUCUCUCUCUCUCUCUCUCUCUCUCUAUUGUGUUUACACCUUCGGAUUAAUUAAUUGGAAAUAUAUUCCAAUUGUUUCGUGUUAUUUGUGCUUCAGAAUUAAAUUAUCUUAAACAAUUUAACUUCCACCAUCUUCCUAGUCUGUUACAAUUAAAUUCUAUUAACAAAUACUAAUAAUGUCUGGUCGUGGUAAGAAAGACGAGAAAGAUGUUGAAAAGGGUAAACCAGAGGCCGAUCAACAAGACGAUGAUCCAGAUAAACCUAAGCCAUCACAAAAUGUUCAGAUCGCCCAGAAAAGGAUGCAGCAAACUCAAGCUCAGGUCGAUGAGGUCACGGAAAUAAUGAGAAUGAAUGUAGAGAAAGUGUUGGAACGUGAUGCAAUGAUUUCACAAUUAGACGAAAGAGCCGAUGCCCUGAAGGAAGGCGCCGAAAUGUUCGAGAAACAAGCGGGAGCCCUUAAAUCAAAAUACUGGUGGAAAAACGCUAAAAUGAUCGCGGUUAUGGUCGGAGUGGGACUUGUUUUCGUUCUCGUUAUAUUUGCUUGGUUUUCGGGUAAUUAAUUGUUUCCAUUUAAUGAAUAACAAACCAAACAAUCAACCUAAACACACACACAACACACACAAAAAUACAUAUAACAUUCACAACAAUUAACAUUCACCACCACCACAACCACCACAACCACCGAGCGACAACAAUUAAAACUGAUUUUCCCUAAUAAAUUUCACGUAAAAAAAACAUUUAUCAACAAUUAAUAUAAUCAAAAUCCACAUGAAUUGACAAACCCAAUUAACUGAUUAACAUCAUCAUCAACAACAACAAUUUGGAUUGAUUUUUUUUUUCCUCUUCUUGUUUUGGAUUUGAUCAAACAAAUGAUUACUUUUCAAUUGGGUUAUAAUGAUUUACAAUUUGGUGGAACAAUUAAUUGGCCAGAAGAUGAUUGAUUAAAUCUAAUUACUAAUUGCGAGUGUUUCGUUUCUCCCCUUGUUUCGCAUUCGACGAUCCAUCAACUAUAAAUACUAUAUAUAAAUCGUUGCUAAAUCGUUGAUUUAGUAAUUAAUUCCCUCUCCUCAUCUCUCUCCCAUCCAUUAAAUCAUCUCGACUAUUAUAUUAACGAUAAUCUACCUGAGGAAAUCUUCGGCUUCACCAUGAUUUGUCUUCAUCAUUCUCUCAUCAUUUAAUGAAACUUGAACCUCGUCUCGAACUUUGAACCAUCGUCGUGGACUCGAUCUUCUCGAUCUCAAUAUCCGCUUCCUCCUCUCUCAUCUCAUCAAUGUUUUUCCUCUUCUCCUGUUUAUGUUUUUAUUUUCAUUUUCGUUUUACAAUCAACAACAAAUCUAAGAAAAUGAGUUUUAAUCAAAGAGAAAAUUAAGAAAAACAAUUUAAUGAUUAGUGGUAAAUAAAGUCUAUCUUAUCCGAUUUACCUGAAUGAUUGUGACAAUUAAUUGUAAUUAAGUUCUGUUAACAUUGAUUUACCUUUAAAAGGACAAAGAGAAACCAUAACAAUUAACUAAUUAGUUUACAGUUUACAAAUUGAUUGAUUUAUUUACUUGAUUGUGAAUUGCGAGAAUCAAAUUUUGUUUUUAAUCAUCAUCAUCUCUAUUCUUAAUCAUUUACUCCUCUGAUUGCAAACAAUUAAAACAUCAUCAAUGAGAGUUUCCAAUGUUAAUCAAACCUCUUCCUCUUUGCACAUUAACAAUUUGCUUGUUUUUCAAUUAAAAAGGAAAUUUAAUUUCAUCGCCAAUCUAAAUCAUCACACAAUCAAUUGAGAUGAGGAUCUAAUUUAAUUUAAUUUAAAUGAUGAUAAUAACUUUUGAUCAGUCAAAUUUUAACAAUCGUAAUGUUUUAAUGUUAACAAAAAGUUUUUCUUUGUUUCGUUUUUUUUUUGCUUGAAAAGUAUUACAACAAUUAACUAACAAUUAACAUCAUCACCAUCAUCUCAUCAACAAAAUAAACGGAAAAAUAUUUAUUGGAAACUCAAUCAAAACAGCAAUUAACUAAUAACAAACACAACCAAAUCAACAGAGUAGACUUACAAUAUAAAAUAUAAAUUGGGAAAAUUAACAAUUAAAUUAAAUACUUUUUGUGUAUAUGAUAUAAUUAACUACCGAAAAAUAUAUAUGCAUGAAUAAAAAACAAUCUGUUUCACAA
Messenger RNA from Panonychus citri (citrus red mite), 2898 nucleotides. Its product is annotated as synaptobrevin-1-like. Gene Ontology annotation, biological process: vesicle fusion; vesicle-mediated transport. Bases 927 to 1310 code for a protein of 127 amino acids. Lineage: Eukaryota; Metazoa; Arthropoda; Arachnida; Trombidiformes; Tetranychidae. The record is from RefSeq and is a predicted model, not a curated record. The transcript is spliced from 2 exons. Gene Ontology annotation, molecular function: SNAP receptor activity; syntaxin binding. Gene Ontology annotation, cellular component: plasma membrane; SNARE complex.